AUGACGAUUGUUAAUGGAGAGGAAGUUGUGAACAACAAGCAGGUGAUACUGAGGGAGUAUGUCAGUGGUUAUCCAAAGGAAUCGGACAUGUACGUCACCACUGGUACCGUUAAAUUGAAGGUCCCCGAAGGUUCCAAUGCUGUUCUCGUGAAGAACCUCUACUUGUCCUGCGAUCCCUACAUGCGAAACCGCAUGAAACCAGCUACUGAAAGCUACAUCGGCUCCUACACGCAGGGUUCGCCCAUUGAUGGACAUGGGGUGGGUAAAGUUUUGGAUUCUGCGCAUCCAAAAUUCAAGCAAGGAGACUUGGUAUGGGGAGUAACCGGGUGGGAAGAAUAUAGUCUCAUUACACAAACUGAUUAUCUGUUUAAGAUUGAACACACAGAUGUGCCUCUCUCCUACUACACUGGAAUUCUUGGUAUGCCUGGUAUGACUGCUUAUGGUGGUUUCUAUGAAGUUUGUUCUCCUAAGAAAGGAGAAUAUGUCUUCAUUUCAGCAGCUUCUGGUGCAGUUGGUCAGCUUGUUGGACAGUUUGCAAAAUUGUUGGGUUGUUUUGUUGUUGGAAGUGCUGGAAGUAAAGAGAAGGUUGAUCUUUUGAAGAAUAAGUUUGGUUUUGACGAAGCUUUCAACUAUAAGGAAGAGCCUGACUUGGAUGCGGCUUUGAAAAGGUAUUUCCCAGAAGGCAUUGACAUUUACUUUGAGAAUGUUGGGGGUAAAACACUUGAUGCAGUGCUCCUAAACAUGAGAGCCCAUGGCCGCAUUUCUGUAUGUGGAAUGAUCUCACAGUACAAUCUUGAUGAGCUUGAAGGCGUGAAAAAUUUGGUGCUUAUCAUAGCCAAGCGAAUCCGUAUGCAAGGAUUUAUAGCCUUUGAUUACUAUCACCUCUAUCCCAAGUUCUUGGACACUGUGCUAUCUGGCAUCAGAGAGGGGAAGAUUGUGUAUGUGGAAGACAUUGCUGAAGGCCUUGAGAAUGGCCCAGCUGCCCUGGUUGGACUUUUCAGUGGUCGUAAUGUUGGAAAACAAGUUGUCAUGGUUGCGCGUGAAUAA
Molecule: messenger RNA, 1047 nt
Organism: Corylus avellana
Lineage: Eukaryota; Viridiplantae; Streptophyta; Magnoliopsida; Fagales; Betulaceae
Product: 2-alkenal reductase (NADP(+)-dependent)-like
Molecular function (GO): 2-alkenal reductase [NAD(P)H] activity
Source: RefSeq, a predicted model, not a curated record